Molecule: messenger RNA, 1732 nt
Organism: Thlaspi arvense
Lineage: Eukaryota; Viridiplantae; Streptophyta; Magnoliopsida; Brassicales; Brassicaceae
Source: the annotation of a GenBank genome assembly
GAAAUGGCAAGAAUUUGUUCUUUCCUUUGGAAUUUUACAAUUGAGUCAUGAUGAGACGAUGACGUUUCAAUGUUAGACUUUUCGAGAACAGAGAGCAACGUACUAAAUUGCUUACACACUUUCUAUAUAACUGUUUAGACAUACUGUAACAACUUCCACCAUUAAAAAAAAAAAACAAAGAAAUGGAGAAAACAUCUUCGCCGGAAUCUUCCGCCAAAUCACCGUCAGCCGCCGCCGGAGAAAUAGAGUGGUCUUUGUUCGACGAUGGCUGCAUUCUCGACAUUGAUUAUUUCGUUAAAACCAUCGCCGGAAUCAAAGCCAAAGGUGUCCGUCCUGAUCUCAUCGGCUCCAUCAUCGCUCAUUACGCUUCCACGUGGCUCCCUGACCUCUCGGACAUCGUCAUAAACCCCGAUGAUCCGAACCGCCAACUGCAACCGCAGCAAGAAUCUGAGAGCUUCUCCGUAACGGCGUUCGUGAUGAAGAAACGUUUCUUCGUCGAAACGUUAAUCGGAAUCAUCCCGCCCGAGAAAGACUCUGUUCCUUGUAACUUCCUCCUGCGUCUCCUCCGAACAGCGAACAUGGUCGGAGCAGAUCCGAAUUACAAGGCGGAGCUAGAGGCGAGGAUAUCGUGGCAGCUAGAUCAAGCUUCCCUCAAGGAGCUAAUGAUACCUUCGUUUAGUCACACGUGCGAGACAUUGCUCGAUGUCGAGCUCGUGACUCGUUUGGUUAAGAAAUUCGCAUGUUUAGACAACGAAGGAGUCAAAUCUGGUGCUUCUCUAGUUAAAGUGGCGAAGCUCGUCGACUCUUACUUAGCGGAAGUCGCCGUUGACGGCGAUUUAUGUCUCCCGGAGUUUAUUUCCUUAGCCGAAGCUCUCCCUAACCAUGCUCGUGUCACAGAAGAUGGCCUUUACCGCGCAAUAGACACCUAUCUUAAGGCACAUCCUAAAGUGACCAAGCAAGAAAGGAAGAGACUUUGUGGACUAAUAGAUAGCAAGAAGCUAUCAAUGGAGGCAUCUUGUCACGCAGCGCAGAACGAUCGUUUACCGGUUAGAACUAUAAUUCAAGUUCUGUUCUCUGAGCAGAGUAAGCUGAGUCGUAGCCGCCACAACAACAUUGAUUGGAGCGGCUCAUCGUUCAGUCCAAACCUUUCUAGCUCACACUACUCAGAGUCAGGUCCAGCUCGGUGUAUGUCCAAACGAGAGAUGAAUGUUCAGCAUAUGGAGAUAAAGAGAUUGAGAGAGGAUGUGGCGAGGCUGAAGAGCGAGUGCGGUGCGAUGCAAACGCAGUUAGAGAAGCUGGUUGAGAAGAAAUGUAGUAGUGGGAGUAGUAAAGGUUUUUUUAGGUGGAAGAGGUUGGGAUUUAGGAGCGGUAUUAGCGUUAGCGUUGUGGACAAGACGAAUGGUGAAGAGUUUGGUGAUAAUGGAGAAGAGUUUGAUGAGUAUGUGAAUCAGACACCUGGUAAUAUGAAGAUAAAGCUUGUUAAAGGAAGAACACCUUCUAGGUGGAGAAAAUCCAUGUCUUGAAAGUUGAAACAAGACAAGAGUGUUCAAUUAACUUUUUAUCGUCUUUUGUUAGUUUCUGUUAAGUUGUUAUUGCGCAUUUGUUCUUCAUUCGUUGUUUCUUAUAUAACACUCGUACAUUUUGUAUGCUCAUAGUCAUAAUAAUACAACUCAUAAUUCGUAUCGAUGGCUUGUGGGUCAAGCUUCUCAAUGGUUUCUAUGUAAUGUUUUAC